Xenopus tropicalis (tropical clawed frog) is the source of this 2008-nucleotide messenger RNA. Its product is annotated as serine/threonine-protein kinase Nek11. Gene Ontology annotation, molecular function: protein kinase activity; protein serine/threonine kinase activity; ATP binding. The record is from RefSeq and is a predicted model, not a curated record. The transcript is spliced from 16 exons. The coding region runs from base 231 to 1883 and encodes 550 amino acids. Lineage: Eukaryota; Metazoa; Chordata; Amphibia; Anura; Pipidae.
GAGAAAAAAUUGUAUGUUAUAAAAACAAAACUUUUAAUUUUAAACCUAGAGCUUGGUGCGCAAUAAAUGAUAUUAUUUUUUAUGCUUCUUGAUAAUUCCUUGGAAUAUAAGGAUAAAAGUAGACAACUCCUUGAAAAUAUUUGCAAACCCCCUGCUGCUGCCAUUGAAAGCCUGGAAACUACUGAAGAGAAUUCUGUACUAGAAGAUCAAGCUAAGGAACUUGGAGAAUAAUGAUGGAUGUGACAGUGGAUUCUCAUAGGACAUCUUCAACUUUCUAUGGUGGCUUUGCUCCAGGAUCAAUUAUUAUGGGUCGAUACAACAUUCACCACACACUGGGCAGUGGGUCCUUUGCUACAGCUUACUUAGUGACUGAUGCCAAAGAUGCGGGACACCAGAAAGUCCUUAAAAGAAUUCCCUGUGAAGGUAUGAAGCCAGACGCCACUCUCCCUUCAGCCAGAGAAGCCAAGCUCUUGGGCAGCCUCAGACAUCCAUUUAUUGUCAGGUUCCUUAGUAGCUUCUUGGAGAAGGAGGAUUUCUGUAUCAUCACUGAAUUUUGUGAGGGUGGGGAUCUUCAGAAUCGCAUCCAGAAGCAACGAGAGAAAAGCCAACUUUUUCCUGAAGAACAUGUCAUGGAAUGGUUUAUUCAACUCCUUCUUGGGGUCAACUAUCUUCAUGAGAGGUUGAUUCUGCAUCGAGAUUUAAAGAGCAAAAACAUCUUCUUGAAGAAUGGAACAGUCAAAAUUGGUGACUUUGGAGUGUCCCGUAUUUUGUCAAUGCCAUCAGACAUGGCAACAACAUUCACUGGAACACCACACUAUAUGAGCCCAGAGGUCCUUGAACAUUAUGGAUACAAUGCCAAAUCUGAUAUCUGGUCACUGGGUUGUAUCCUGUAUGAGAUCUGUGCUCUCAGACAUGCUUACGACUCUGCCAACUGGAUAAAGCUUGUGUCCCAGAUUGUGGAAGGUCCGUGUCCUUCACUUCCCUCGCAGUAUUCAGCAGAGCUCAAUGACAUCUUGAAACGAGUACUGAAUAAGGACCCACAGCAGAGACCCAGUGCCAGCGAAAUUUUGCAUAUGCCGACUGUGGUAGACCAUGAAAAGGUUCUGUCCAUAUGGCUACAGGAAGCACUGCAUGAGGGAAGACAAGACUGUGGGUCUGAAGAUGCUGCCAGAAUUGCUGUAGAAAUGCAGGAGAAAUUGCAUGUAGAUAGCCUUCGCAUUAUGAGACAGGUGCAGGAAAUGGCACCACGCCAACGCAGGAGGAUUCGGAAGGAGGAGCAACAAGAAACACACAUGAAAAAGAUUAAGAGAGCAGUGGAUCGUCUGUAUAAAGAAAUGCACCCAAAAUCUGGCCAAAACAGAAGAUCUGAAAUAAACGGAGAUGAGGACGAGACACCAGCAGAUGUCAUACAUAUUUCAGAAGGCAGUUGCAAAGACUCUUGUAGUGACAGUGAAGAAGACAUCAGUGGGGAAAUAGAAGAUAAAACACUGAGUUCAGUACUUACCAUCUCUAUGCCACUUUCAGAAGAGCAGAGCAGCACUCUAAGUGCAUAUCAGAGCUGUCUGCAGCACUUUCUGGAUUCCAGUACCAAUGGAUAUGGAUUUGGGACAAGUGGUGCUAGCGUGUCUGUCUGCAAUGAGGAAGAGCUUGCAUGUCUCAAGCAAAUCUGUCUGCAGUGUUUGGGAGAAGAAGGAUUCCUGAAGGUUUAUGAAUACCUAAAACACAUCUACAGCCAGCAGGAUUCUGACUAUGAGGAAUCACAAGAACAGGUCAUUUUUGAACCACAAGAGAUGCGACUAUAUCCUCAACACUGCCAACAAGUUCAGCAGCUCCUGUUUUUGGAAGAGAGAAUGAAACACGAGAGUCAAUUUUCCUGGCUCUAGUUAUUUGGUUUUCAUUUCCGCUCUGGACAUUAAAUUGUCUUACUGAGUCUUCAACAUUUACAGUAACACUUUGGGGCAUAUUUAUUAUGCUGUGUAAAAAACGGCGAGAAAAUUCGCCACACAUC